Molecule: messenger RNA, 1302 nt
Organism: Striga hermonthica
Lineage: Eukaryota; Viridiplantae; Streptophyta; Magnoliopsida; Lamiales; Orobanchaceae
Source: the annotation of a GenBank genome assembly
AUGCUCAGCAGGUUACCAGACGAAGUCAUAUGCGAUAUUCUUUCCUUUCUCCCGACAAAGAUUUCCGUGUCAACCUGCGUUCUCUCGAAAAGAUGGAGUUUUUUGUGGGCCCACGUCCCCGUUUGGGAUUUCGAAGCAGAAUUUUUCGAAGACGAAACACAAAAUCCAGACGUGAUCCACAGGGUUCUUCUUUGGCACAAAGCCAAAACAAUGCAUACUCUUCGGCUCACCCGUAUAGACUGCAAUGAGUAUCAACUGGAUACAUGGAUCACCACCGCCAUUAGGCGUAAAAUACGGAAUCUUUAUCUCGAUUUUGUCUAUGCAGAAACUACUGUUAAGUUGCAUAGACCCCUCUUCAACUGCAAAACCGUGGUCGACAUGAUGCUCGGCAACUGCAAAGGCUUCUCUUCAACUGGGGACAUAUGUUUGCCUAGCCUCAAGAGACUUCAUCUAUCUAGAGUUGAGUAUGAGGAUGAUAAAUCGCUUCCACACUUGCUUUCCGGCUGUCCUUUGCUCCAGGAGUUGAUCCUCGAUUGCGAGUAUUUUGAAAAUUGUUUGAGAUCCUUUAAUAUAUCAUCAUCCACGAUAAGAAUGCUUGAGGUGAAUCUCAUAACCGAAUGCCAGUAUGUCCCUCACUUUUGGUUCUUUACAAAUGCGUCAGCACUUAGAUGUCUCCGUAUGGGUAAUUGUGAUUUGGAUUGCAUCACAUUUUCGAAAGACGUGGCCUCCUUAGUUGAGGUGGACAUAUGCUUUACAAGUUGUUCUGCGUGGAGCAUUGACUACAGUGACGACCCCAAUGUGGUAGAGUUUUUCGAUCGUUUGAGUAAAAUCAAGUUCUUAAAGAUAUCAAGCCAUAAUGACCUGAACAUUAUUGAUGGGUUUGUCGGUUCAAUGGAGAAGCUUAAUAAUUUAACCAAACUUGAACUCCGAGUGGUUGUUGAAUGGUAUUUGCUCGUAGAGUUUCUUCGAGUUGCUGAUAAUCUUCAAGUCCUUAUUGCUGAUGUAGAAAUUCGUAAUUCUUGCACGGAGCCGAAACAAGUGCCUAAAUGCCUACUAUCGUCUCUAAAGACUAUAACAAUUAAGCAACCGGGUUUUGAAGAGCAUGAACUUGAUCUUGUGCGUUAUCUUUUGAGGAAUUCUCAAGUACUUGAGAGAAUGGAAAUAUCGCCCCGAAAAGGCAUAUCGAGUUGGAGUUCGAGUUGUUUUUUGGAUCUCACUGCAACAUUCAAAGCGCUUCAGAGAAUUGCAUUGUUCGAGCGAGGAUCCAAGGCAUGUCAGCUUGCCUUCUUUUUAGAUUGUUGA